Messenger RNA from Trametes versicolor FP-101664 SS1, 1614 nucleotides. RefSeq lists its product as uncharacterized. The record is from RefSeq and is a predicted model, not a curated record. The transcript has 7 exons. Gene Ontology annotation, biological process: magnesium ion transport. Lineage: Eukaryota; Fungi; Basidiomycota; Agaricomycetes; Polyporales; Polyporaceae. The coding region runs from base 1 to 1614 and encodes 537 amino acids. Gene Ontology annotation, molecular function: magnesium ion transmembrane transporter activity. Gene Ontology annotation, cellular component: membrane.
AUGGACUCCGCAACAUCGACUGCGACUUCCCUCCUAGACAUCCCCACAGCUGUGCCAGAACUCGCUCUUGAUGACCCUGUGCCCGCUCACCAUGCCAGCCCUGUCGUGGCCUUCAUAAUCGGGCUCGCUAUUGUUACCCUCGCGUCGAUCCUUAAUGCUGCGGGACUGAACUUGACGAAGCUAGACCAUGUGCGGACGAGUGCAAUACCGAAAUCCGCGCGGAGAAAAGAGUACUUACGACCAUUAUGGCUGCUCGGCAUGAUAUUAUACAUCACCCUGGCACUGGAAUACAUGCGGGCAGAAUACGUCGCGCCAUUGGGCUCUACAUCUCUAAUCUUCAACUUCCUCUUUGCCAAGUUCCUGGUCAAUACCCCUGUUACGAAGAACGACAUUUACGGUACCAUCAUAGUAAUUAUCGGCGUCAUCGGCAUAGUUGCUUUUGGCUCGAUUAAUAGCGGACUCGGGACGGAAACGGAUGCGCGACACCUCACGUACCUCUGGACACGCGGGAACUGGCUCGUCUACUUCUUCUUCAUGGCUUUCUCCCUCAUCCUCCUCUUCAAUUUCACGUCGCAACUGGAUCAGGUACUCACCGCGCGUGGGGACCUGAACGCAGAGCCAUUCGCGGGUAUGCGGGCGCGCGCAGGAGCAACACCACCUGCACCAACGUUCAUCGGCAGAGUUUUCGCCUUCUGGCGGCACGCGACUUUGUGGUCAAGAGAGCAGCUCGAAUCGUGGACAGCUCCACAUGACGAUAAGCGUAUCGCGUGGACUCUCGGAAUCGGUUGGGCCUGUUGUGGUGGCGGUCUUGCGGGCGGAUGUCUUGUCUUUGCUAAAGCUGCCGUGAAGCUGAUUUCGGGGUCUAUGUCGCACGAGAACACCGGCAACCAAUUCGGCCACGCUUCAUCCAUCUUCACGUUCAUCCUACUCGCCGUGACUGCAGUCUGUCAGAUCGUCUGCCUUAACAAGGGUCUAGCGAUAUAUGACUCCACCCUCGUUGUACCCGUCUUCUAUGGCGUAUACACCGGGCUAGGGUUAAUUUUCAACGACGAGGUGGACGCAUACAAGUCCUGGACGCUAUUCCUCAUAUUCGUCUCCAUGCUCGUCCUUGUCUCUGGCGUCGUGCUUCUGACAUAUAAGAAGCCAGCCGAUAAGGUCGGCGAUCCACCCCCAUCCGCCGUCCCGCUCUCCUCGCGCGGACGCCGUACCCUGAGGAAAGGUGGCUCGGGAGACGACGAAGAGGAGGCUUUGCGCGACCUGGAGGAGGGAGAGCAAGAUGAAGUCGUAUGGCAACUUGGCGAUGCCAGCGAUGAAGAGGACGAGGACGGGCGGCGCUCCCCACGCCCUACGUCACCACGACCGCAAGGCUCGCCACGGCUGCAACGGCGUGCUUCAGGGAUGAAACUGGGCAUGGGUUCGGGUCAGCCACGACAACGAGGAGAAGGCGAGUACGAGAGCAUGAUGGCCAGCCACGAAGCGGACGAGGAAGAGACGGGUCACCGCGAGUCCACCUCUUCGGACGCUACGCUCGCGCGGCCAGAUACGGCGCCUUUCGUCGACGACGACGGGUUCGGGCCGUGGAAGGCCAAUGAUGGCGGAAAGCUGACUGCGUAA